Misgurnus anguillicaudatus (oriental weatherfish) is the source of this 1994-nucleotide messenger RNA. RefSeq names its product 5-hydroxytryptamine (serotonin) receptor 1A a (gene htr1aa). The record is from RefSeq and is a predicted model, not a curated record. Gene Ontology annotation, molecular function: G protein-coupled serotonin receptor activity. Lineage: Eukaryota; Metazoa; Chordata; Actinopteri; Cypriniformes; Cobitidae. Gene Ontology annotation, biological process: regulation of hormone secretion; regulation of behavior; adenylate cyclase-activating adrenergic receptor signaling pathway. Gene Ontology annotation, cellular component: plasma membrane.
AGCGUGUUGUUGAGCACGUGAGACGUGCCUUUAUCAGAAUUUGUUAAGAAAAAAACAAUUUGCUUAUAACUGAAACUUACGACGGUUUGAAUGUCUUUCUACAACUUUAAAUCAAAGCAACUGCUAAAUAAUUCAUUCAUCUCCGUACAUGCUUAAAUGGAAAAACCAUACCCGUAGAACAACCUGGCGUUUAAAUCUUUGCGCAAAGACGUAUAGCUAGCUGAUCGACAACUGCUGUUCCCAAGUGCGCGCGCCAACCUCUCAGCCAUCUCUGACGCACUCAGCACGACUCGUAUAAAUGAAUUCACUUCGUCACCGGGCGCCAAUGAUAGCAGUGUGCAGCACUUCCUGAGACCAGAGACCGCCAUGCGUCUUCGGAGCUGCGAGGUGACGCUGGACACCCAGACUGGGGUACGGGACUGUUUGUGAAUACCGUGAGCGCUCUCGCCAUGGAGAGUUUCAACAACACCACAGACACUCAAGAAUCGAACGGGAACACGACGAUAGUAAGUGAAGUUACUCUGAGUUACCAAAUAGUCGCAUCGCUUUUCCUGGCUGCGUUAAUUCUGUUUGCCAUACUGGGAAACGCGUGCGUAAUUGCUGCCAUCACCUUGGAGAGAUCGCUUCAGAAUGUGGCUAACUAUCUCAUCGGCUCCUUGGCCGUCACGGACCUCAUGGUGUCGGUGCUGGUGCUACCCAUGGCGGCCCUGUAUCAGGUUUUGAACAAAUGGACAUUGGGACAGGAGAUGUGCGAUCUGUUUAUCUCUCUAGACGUGUUGUGUUGCACAUCUUCCAUUCUGCACCUGUGCGCAAUCGCUUUGGACAGGUACUGGGCCAUCACUGAUCCCAUAGACUAUGUAAAUAAAAGGACCCCCAAAAGGGCAGCUAUCCUGAUCAGCCUCACCUGGCUCAUAGGAUUUUCCAUCUCCAUUCCGCCCAUGUUGGGUUGGAGGAAACCCGAGGACCGGGCAGAUCCAGACGCGUGCACUAUCAGCCAAGACCACGGGUACACCAUCUACUCAACUUUUGGAGCUUUUUACAUCCCCCUCAUUCUCAUGUUGGUACUCUACGGAAGGAUAUUCAAAGCGGCGAGGUUUCGAAUAAGGAAAACGGUGAAGAAACCCGAGAAAGCAAAAAUAGCAGACAGAUGCCUUAGCGUUUCUCCGUCGUUGUUUGCGAAGAGGGCGAACGGCGAGGUGAACAAAAACUGGAGGCGCAGCGUGGAGCCGCAGCCCAGCCUGUGCGUAAACGGAGCGCUGAAACACGUCGAGGACGGAGAAUCGUUUGAGAUUACAGAAGUCCAAAGCAUCUCCAGAAACCACCUUGCCCUGCCAAACAACCCGCAGCCAUGCUUCGAGAACAGACAUGAAAGAAACACGGACGCGAAGCGUAAAGUUGCUCUCUCCAGAGAGCGCAAAACUGUAAAGACUUUGGGAAUCAUUAUGGGCACCUUUAUUUUCUGCUGGCUGCCCUUUUUCAUAGUGGCGCUUGUUUUGCCUUUCUGUGACGACUGCUUUAUGCCGGAUUGGCUGAGGUCAGUCAUCAAUUGGCUCGGAUACUCCAACUCACUGUUGAAUCCUGUUAUAUACGCGUACUUUAAUAAAGACUUUCAAAAUGCGUUUAAGAAAAUCUUGAAAUGCAAAUGUAUCAGACAAUGAACUUACAGCGAGGAACUGCAACAUCUCGUCUCAUCAAAAGUUGUUUUAUUUGAACAAAGCUAUUUAACGGAUGCUAAUAUCCAGAUAUUGAUUGUUAAAUAACAAUUGUUAAAUUAUAAUGACCGAGUGCCAUUCAUACGAAAGGACAUAAAAGGGCAGUACAGCACAAGAAGAGGUAGAGCUCUGUCCUUGUCUAUAUGUUUAUCUGUGAAGUUUUUUUGCUUCCAGCACAAACUGCAUACAGUAUAUCACUGGACUGAUUCAGAUGACAGAUAACUGUCAGACCACAAUUAAAACAAAAAGUCUGCGUUGUUGCAUUCAACAAUAAAGCUCUUA